Messenger RNA from Tribolium castaneum (red flour beetle), 1949 nucleotides. RefSeq lists its product as uncharacterized. The coding region runs from base 86 to 1822 and encodes 578 amino acids. The record is from RefSeq and is a predicted model, not a curated record. The transcript is spliced from 4 exons. Lineage: Eukaryota; Metazoa; Arthropoda; Insecta; Coleoptera; Tenebrionidae. Gene Ontology annotation, biological process: positive regulation of cilium assembly. Gene Ontology annotation, cellular component: ciliary basal body; endoplasmic reticulum membrane.
GUUCGGGCGCGCUGUCGACUGUCGUGUUUAUGUGUCAAUGUCAGUGCGUGGAAUCAUGUCGUAAUUUUUGUUUUUUCCCCUAAUUAUGCCUUUGGACGAAAGUAAAGACACACUAGGGGGUAAAAAAAUCCGAUUCAAGACCCCUGCGCGUGUUUUGUUCACUUCCGAGAGUAAAAUCGACGACUUAUUGCGAAAUGACAAGGAGGCGCAAGAAGGGGAGGCAAAGAAAGAGAGAAGUCCAUCCCUGGCAUCGUUCUUACAAGUGGAGUUGACCCGUGACUACCUCCUGGAACACGACGAGGAGCGUUUUUCAGCUCGGAGGGAAAAAGUGUACUCCUUCAUGCGUAUCCCCCGAGAAGUGGAACGUUUCAUGCGAUAUGGUUUUAUGCAAUGCACCGAUUCGUUUCUGUUUGUUUACACGUUUUUACCUAUGAGAGUUUUAUUAGCACUUUGGGCUCUGGUGACUCGACCGUUUUCACAGUGUUUUGGGGUACAUGACAGGGGGCGACGGGUUUUAACCCCGGCGGAAAUUUGUGAUUUAUUGAAGGCUGUUAUUCUUGUUACGUGUAGUAUGAUUAUGUUUUCGGUUGAUACGAAUAUGUUGUAUCAUUUGAUAAAGAGUCAGUCAGUGAUUAAGUUGUACAUUUUUUACAAUAUGUUGGAAGUAGGGGAUCGGUUGUUUUCGGCGUUUGGACAGGACACCAUUGAUGCGCUGUUUUGGACAGCGACGGAGCCCCGAGGGCGAAAACGGGAGCACUUGGGCGUUAUCCCGCACCUGAUUUUUGCCAUCGUCUAUGUCAUACUUCACAGCAUUUUGGUUCUGUUUCAAGCCACGACUCUCAACGUGGCCAUAAACUCCAACAACAAGGCGCUUUUGACCAUCAUGAUGUCAAAUAACUUCGUCGAGCUGAAAGGUAGCGUUUUCAAGAAAUUCGACAAAAACAACUUGUUUCAAGUGUCUUGCAGCGACGUGAGGGAGCGUUUCCACCUAAUCGUCCUCCUUUCAAUCGUCGUAUUGCAAACGAUGCGCGAAUAUUCGUGGAAAUGGGACCGACUCUGGGUGCUAGUCCCCGACUGUCUUAUCGUUUUGAUCGCUGAGAUGUUCGUCGAUUGGAUAAAGCACGCGUUUAUCACCCGAUUUAACGAAUUACAGCUUGAUGUUUAUCGCGAUUAUACAACUAGUUUGGCGUAUGACAUGGCGCAAACCCGCCAGAAACACGCGUUUUCCGACCAUUCGGACCUAGUGGCGCGCCGGAUGGGCUUCAUCCCGCUGCCACUGGGCGUUGUGAUGAUCCGAGUGCUGGUCAGUGCGAUCCAUAUCAACGACUUCGCCUCGGUUAUUUUGUUCAUUUUGGCGUACUUCUGUCUCGGGUCGUUCAAAGUCUUGAAUAGUUUGCUGAUUUUGGGCAAAGCUUGCGAUUUGAUAGCGCAGCACAAGCAGGAGAAGGCGACCGUUCAGUCCCCGAAUUCGAAGACGACGACCACUGCGACGAGUCCCUUGCGGCCGCCGGUUGUGGACCAACCCGUGAGGUACAGCAAUGGGUUUCCCCCAGUUGAAAUCAAGGCAGAUUUGGGCCCAGCGGCUAUUUUUGCCAAUAGUACCGUUGAUUUGAAAAACGUUAGUUUGAAUGAAGAGUUGUUGAAGGUGGAAGGUGAAGAUAUUAAGAUUGAGCCGGCGCUCGAACAAGGCGAAAUUGUGACGAGGAGUUUUCCGGAUAUUAAUAGUAAGGAGUUGGAGGAUAUCGGAGGGGAUGGGUUGAAAAGGGCCGAGUCGGAGCCGUCGUUGAAUAUAUGCAGUGACGAGAGUGAUUUGCCAAAGUAGCUGAAACUAGUCGUUCCUUGUUUUUAUUUGAAUUCCAUCCGUUUUUUUUUUCUAUUUUGUUUAAGUCCAAAGACUUUGAGUGUUGAUAUUUUCAUAUUGCAGUUUAUAAAUAAAUAUUUUUAUAUGA